AUGUCAAUUCCAUCCGAUUGGUUUGAUCCCAUCCCAAUUGAUGAUUAUAUCUCCAUCAAUGAAAAAUCCUCUAUCAAUGUUCCGGAAUCAACACCGGUUGAUAAGGAAUUAUUUGGAGGAGAAUUGGAUAUUCGUUGUGGACCAAUUUUGAAAUUAUCUAGUACAUUAGAAAAUGGUUCCAAUAAUUAUCGUGGUACUAUACUUUUGGUUUUAAAAGUUCCGGAAUCAGCUCAUGAAACUCCUUCACCUCCUUCUAUAACUUAUAAAAUCGGACCUUCGGAAUCAAGUUAUGGAGGUCUGGUUUCUUCAGGUGAAUUUCCAGGAACUUUGUUUUUCGAAGCUGGUCAUGAAGGAUUGGUGUUUUUCAGAUAUACCGUUGAAUUAUCUUUAAUUGAUUAUGAACAAAAAGUGAAAUAUUUCAUUAAUAAUAAUUUCAAAAAAUCAUUUCAAUUCUUUAUUCCAUCAGUUCAUGAAUCAAUGAAUGUGAUUUCUUUCUCAUGUAAUGGAUUUUCCUUAGGAACUGAUGCAUCAGAAUUUAAAUCUUCAUUAUGGAUGGAUGUGCUUAAAAAGCAUCAAUCUCAACAUUAUCAUGUCAUGUUAGGUGGUGGAGAUCAAAUCUAUUCAGAUGCAGUUAAAUUACAUCUGAAAUAUUUAGAAAAAUGGAUGUCAGAACAAAACCCUCUUAAAAAAUUAAACAUGCCUGCAACUAAUGAAUACCAUAUUGAAUUAAAUACUUUCUAUUUGAAUCAUUAUAUAGGCUGGUUUGGUAAAGGAUUUUGGAAAGGGUUGAAUGGUAAAACUUUACAAACCCUUUUCCCCUUAACUAUGUCUCAAAUCCCAUCUGUCAAUAUUUAUGAUGAUCAUGACAUCAUUGAUGGAUUUGGAUCUUAUCAUGAUUCAACCAUGAAAAGUCCCGUAUUCUCAGCAGUAGGUAAUACCGCUUAUAAAUAUUAUAUGAUCUUUCAACAUCAUAUUAAUCCCGAAGAAAAAUUACAUGAAUCUGAUCCUGCUUGGAUUUUAGGUAAUAAACCAGGUCCAUUCAUCACUCAAAAGAAUCAUUCAUUAUUCACUAGAUUAGGGAAAGAAAUAUCUUUAGUUGGAAUUGAUUGUAGAACAGAACGGAAAUUAAAGCAAGUGGUUACAGCUUCAAGUUAUUCAAUUAUUUUUGAUCGAUUGAAAAAGGAAAUUAAAGCUAGUCCUGAAACGAAGCAUUUAUUAGUAAUGUUAGGUAUUCCUAUUUUUUAUCCUAGAUUAGUCUGGUUAGAAUGGCUAUUAACUUCAACUUUAUUCUUACCUAUUCGUGCUUUAGCAUCUAAAGGGGUUAUUAAUCAUGGAUUGGUUAAUGAAUUUGACGGUGAUGUCGAAGUAUUGGAUGAUUUGAAUGAUCAUUGGUGUUCAAAAUAUCAUAAAAAAGAACGUAAUAAAUUGAUUCAAGAUCUUAUGUCAUUCGGUAGUGAGAACGGACUUAGAAUCACCAUUUUAUCUGGUGAUGUUCAUUUAGCUGCCAUUGGUAGAUUUAAAUCUAAAUUCCAUCAUCAUUUACACGCCCAUCGUUUAAUUGGUGAACAUAAAGAAGAAUUAAUUCAUCAUAAUCAAGAUGUGACUGAUUUUCCCGAAUCAGAUCCUCGUUUAAUGUUUAAUGUUAUAAGUUCAGCUAUUAUCAAUGGUCCACCUCCUGAUGCUAUGGCAAAUCUUUUGAAUGCAAGAAGUUCAAUCCAUCAUUAUAAUAGAGAUACUGAUGAAGAUAUGGUACCUAUUUUCGUUAAUGAACCAACGGGAGAAAUCAGAUCCAAUGUACAAUUUUUAAAUAAAAGAAAUUGGUCAGAUUUAAUUAUUGCUAAACAAUCAAUUUAUAAAUCUGAGAUUAAUGCUACUGAUCCGAUAAGGAAAUUCCCUCAACCAGUUAAAUUCGAUCAACCAUCACAAGGAAAAGAACUGAAUGGAACUGUGGUUAAUGUUACUGUUCAUCCUAAUCAUUUACUUGAUAAACAUCCUGAUGAAAGACAUAUUAAAUAUCCAUUAUUUGAAGAUUCGUUAGUUACUACCAUUCACGUUGAACAAGAUCCUAAUGAUUUCUCAGCUCCAAGUACUGAUUAUGAAAUAUUGAUUCCAGCUUUAAUAGGUAAGUUUGAGAUUGAUAGAGCACCUGUAAAGCAUCUUCUGUGA
Scheffersomyces coipomensis is the source of this 2166-nucleotide messenger RNA. RefSeq lists its product as uncharacterized. Bases 1 to 2166 code for a protein of 721 amino acids. The record is from RefSeq and is a predicted model, not a curated record. Lineage: Eukaryota; Fungi; Ascomycota; Pichiomycetes; Serinales; Debaryomycetaceae. Gene Ontology annotation, cellular component: membrane. The transcript has 2 exons.